Messenger RNA from Pseudogymnoascus verrucosus, 1990 nucleotides. RefSeq lists its product as uncharacterized. The transcript has 6 exons. NCBI's taxonomy places the organism in Eukaryota, Fungi, Ascomycota, Leotiomycetes, Thelebolales, Thelebolaceae. Bases 1 to 1839 code for a protein of 612 amino acids. The record is from RefSeq and is a predicted model, not a curated record.
AUGAUACCUGGUGAUGUAGAAUGGCUUUCUCUCCAAUUUGCCAACUUGGCAUCCUUGCCAGCGCCAGUACAACGGCCUAUGAAAGCGAAAAAAAAGGUUACAACUGCUACUGAGCGGCUUUAUGAUAUCGAGGAAAAGUCUUGGGAACAGUUCAGAUCAAAUCUCGAGAAACCCGGGGACCCAGAAAUCCGCCCUGAGCUGUCGGUGCUUCAGCUCUACUUCAAAUGGUUUGCUAUAACGCAUAAAGGAAAACUAGGUCCUAGACCAAGCAUAAGCACCUUGGUAUGGAGGGUUGGCAGAUUCUCAUACAUGUAUGCGGAUCGCCAUGGCAUAGACAUUCCCGACGACGUGAAGGAUGGCGUUGUUCAAUACAUUCAAAAUGAUUUAGCGGCUGAACUGCACCUGACGUCUAAAACAUAUGACAAGAAUUUUGCAACGGAUGAAGACGUUUCCGAGAUGCUGAAAUACCUCUGGACUGAAGAUACACAUUGCUAUCUCAAUGAACGCAUGCGAGUGCAAGGGGCUUUUUUUAAAGCCUUCUUGAGAGCUACAGCAUCAAGACCUGGCGCUUUUACACGCUCUGAGUGCUACCGUGAUAGUAACAUUGCCUUGUGCUACAAAGAUGUAGAGGUGUGGGCCAUUCGAAAGAAGCAGGGUGGUGUACGUUACAGGCUCGAUGUGACAUUUCAUAAUAUGAAAGGUGCACGGCUAGAUCCCUCAAAAUUUCUGACACUAACCAUCGAGGAAAAAUACUUGGAAGAUCUAGGGUCAUCAGUUGUGUUUCUGUUCUUAGUACUUGGGUGGAUGGAUCGAGCAUUCGAGAAUAUCACGAGCUUGCACCAACUAUUCCAUCUCGAAGGCUUCAUCCCGGAUGGCGCGAGCGCCAUCCGCCUUCCAGUUGCAGCUGCAGCUCGUACUCAGCCCAUUCUCCGCAGGAUGGAGAAGCGCGGAAGUAAGCGCAUAUCAAAGACUCUGGCUUGGUCAUCAGGGUCAGCACUGCAACAACUAAAGAGAGUCUGCGAAGCGGGUGGCUGGCCCCAGAGGAUGACCGCAUAUAAUGUGCGUCGAGGGGGAUUAAACAAACUAGACGGGGAUCCAAAUACAUCAUCUGCACAGAGAAAUCAAAUUGCGGGCCAAGGCAAUUCCGCGGUCUUUACUAGGGCGUAUCUGUCACGUCACUCGGCUGUGAAGAUUUUUAAAGGUCGAGCAACGCAUGUCAAAAAUGAAGACGACGAUGAUGAUGAUGACGACGUACGAGGUAUGCGACUCUUGAGAGACCGGAGCGCACCUCAAACUUUACCAGACCACCUCUGGGAACAGAUCAUGCAGGCAGACAGAGAUUUGAAAACCAUCGAUGAGAAUCGACAACUCGUUCGACAACUCCUUCGCCGAGAAUUAGCUUUGCUAGGUGCUGAUCGUUCCUCAACCAACGUAACAGCUCUUGAAAGGGAGCUUUAUAACUCCAGCAGAAAGUUCCAUCAGCGAAAACAGAACCUGAAAAGGCAAGAGUACCUCAAGUUUAGGGCUGAAUGGUUUAAAUCGCGAGCCUCGAAAAUUCUCGCGUCCUCGAACGAAUCGCAGUUACAGAAACCGAUUACGGCCACUGAAUUCUCCCCAGCUAGGAAGGCUGUCAUAGAGGCGUUGUACCCAGCGGAUCCUAGCAAACUCUCAAUGUUCUCUGCCGCAAAGGCACUCAUCUUCUUUGUCGAAACCUCGGAUGGAGUACGUGCUAGUAUUGCUAGUGAAAGGAAGAGGCGGCUUGAUCCUGCCAUUUUACCAGGCAAGAAGAGGAGGCAGGGAGACUCGAUUACCUUUAUCGCCUGCUCGCCGACGAUUUAGGUCGUAGAAUCUAAUUUAAAUGGCGACAGUCAUUUGCUGUCACAUAUUUGCUAUACGGGAUAGGGAUUUCUUUCGGGGCACAAUUGGCAGUUGUUAAGCAGGGCAGCUAUUUAUUUCCGUACCACGUAUCCUAAUGUCAUCCUAUUUAACG